Messenger RNA from Lactuca virosa, 2265 nucleotides. The record is from the annotation of a GenBank genome assembly. Lineage: Eukaryota; Viridiplantae; Streptophyta; Magnoliopsida; Asterales; Asteraceae.
GUGUGUGUGUGGUGUACUGCGCCUGUAAGGAGGAUAUGGAGACCAAAAAGACAAAAAAACGCAAACAACCGUCAGGCCUACAAGACGCCACAAUUGCCAUGCCUCUGAUGAUCGCUCUUCCUUCGCCAAAUAAAACAUCCGGUGCAUUUCGUGGUAAAAAGGUAACUAGGGUUUCGGGUUCAGCACCAUGUACGCCAAUCAAAUCAUCAAACAAGGAUCAUGAAAUUGACGUAAACCAUGAGACGCCGAGCAAAUUGAAGGCCAAGUUUAGGCCAAAAGUGAUGGCCAAUUCCCCAACUACAAAGGCGACUCCUUCCCUUUCUUCCGGUGGUCGUCGGAGAGGAGAUUCAAAUGUGAAGUCAUCUUGCAGAAGACGUUUGGAUUUUGAUUCUGCAUAUAUCCAAACAAAAAGGAUGCUGGUCUACACUGAGGGGGGCUUUUGCUUCACCCGCAACGUGAGAAAGUAUAUCGCAGAUGACCAACAGAAGAGUUUGGAAUACAAUGAGAAAGAGGAAGACGAAUGGUGUAAGAAAGAGCAGGAGUUAUUCCGACAAAGGGCUUUGUGUUUCAUCAACUCCAUGCGUCUUGUUCAAGGAAAUAGGCCUUUCAUGGGUUGGAAAGGUUCUGUCGUGGACUCUGUAGUUGGUGUUUUCUUAACACAAAAUACAGCAGACAGUUAUUCAAGUUCUGCCUUCAUGUCUCUGGCUGCAAAAUACCCCAAGGAAAAUAUCAUUAAUAAUAGUGACAAUCACACUGAAGACGCGCUGGACUGGAGUGCAGUUCGAUGUGCACAGGCUGAUGAGAUCUCUAAUGCCAUCCAAGAAAGAGGCAUGAACAAUAGACUUGCAGCACGAAUCAAGAUGUUCCUUGAUAGCAUACAUGAUAAAAACUCUGGGCUUCUUGAUCUUGAGUGGUUAAGAAAUGCUAAACCUGGAAUAGCAAUGGAUUUCUUCUCUCGGGUAUAUGGAUUGGGUAUAAAAAGCAUGGAAUGUGUGCGUCUGUUGACACUACGACAACGCGCAUUCCCUGUUGACAGACAUAUUGCUAGAAUAGUGGUUCGCUUGGGAUGGGUCCCAAUUAAAAAGCUUCCUGAUGACGUUCUCAUACAUCAGCUAGAAGAGUACCCUAUCAUGAAAUCUGUUCAAGAGUAUCUCUCACUCAGGCUUGGCAACCUUGAUGCCGAAACAUUGUACGAACUUCAUUAUCAAAUGAUCACUUUUGGAAAGGUGUUUUGCACGAAGAAGAAACCAAAUUGCAGUUCUUGUCCAUUAAAGAAAGACUGCAGUCAUUUUGCCAGUGCAUAUGCAAGGCCUGAACCAUCAGAGAAAAAGACAUUUGUUCCAGUUUCAUCUUCCGGACAAAAGAAAAACACUAAAAAUGGAUUCGAACAAGAUAUCGAAGAUCAUUGCCUUGGUCCUGUGAUUGUUAAAACCGAAGAGCUUAUGAAAAAUGCAGUAGGCCGAUCGAGGACAGAACACCAAGUCUAUGAGCUUCCCGAUUCGCAUCCUCUUGUGCAAGUGUUGGACAAAAGAGACUUUGAUGACAAGAAUCCUUAUCUACUUGCUAUAUGGCCACCAGAACGAGAAGAUGGAGAAACCCUCCAGAAUCCUUCCGGAAUGCUCAAAGAAGAAUACAAUUCACUAAAAUCAACAGAUUCACAGGAAGAAGAAGAGAUGGUGUUUGGAACAUAUUUGGUGCCAUGUCGGACAGCAACUAGAGGGUCAUUUCCACUUGAUGGGACAUUCUUCCAGAUCAACGAGGUAUUUGCUGAUGAUGAAUCGAGUAGAAAACCACUUGUUUUCCCCCGAAGGUUGUUAUGGGGUCUGACUAAAAAGAUGCUAUUCUGUGGAACAUCUAUAUCAGCAAUAUUUGAAGGUUUGUCGGCUCAGGAAAUACAAGAUUGCUUUUGGAAAGGAUAUGUUUGCAUAAGGGGUUUCAGCAUGAAGACAAGAGCAGCAAGGCCUUUGCCAGAGCAAUUCCAUCGAAAAGGAAAAUCACCAACAAAACGAACCAAUGAUGGAUGAUGCACUCACUGGAUCUGACAGCUUUUGUUAGACUAUCUAUUUGGAGGUUAUGCAUGGGAUUGGAUCCAACGUACUUUUGUUAGACUGUCUUUAAGUUAAAAGGUACAAAAUUGAAUUACACGGCAGGAAGAUAAUAUAAUUUUUUUGGGCACUUUGGAGCCAAACAUAUGAUAUUCGUUUUUCUCAUUUAACUUAUGAUGAGAUGGAAUGAAUUACUUUUGGUGAAACCGCAAAGGCAUGU